This is a messenger RNA of Polyodon spathula (Mississippi paddlefish), 1816 nucleotides long. RefSeq names its product dual specificity protein phosphatase family protein. Gene Ontology annotation, biological process: protein dephosphorylation; negative regulation of MAPK cascade. Gene Ontology annotation, molecular function: protein tyrosine/serine/threonine phosphatase activity; MAP kinase phosphatase activity. The record is from RefSeq and is a predicted model, not a curated record. Gene Ontology annotation, cellular component: cytoplasm. NCBI's taxonomy places the organism in Eukaryota, Metazoa, Chordata, Actinopteri, Acipenseriformes, Polyodontidae. The transcript has 3 exons. The coding region runs from base 105 to 662 and encodes 185 amino acids.
GAAACACCUGUUCAAAUGUAUCUCGGGCUGUUGGAAACAUUAGAGAAGUGGCAGCAGGCAGGAUAAACUGGCACCUUCACCUACUGAUUUGUAAUUUAGAUGCAAUGAAAUCAUUACAUGAAUCUAAGAAUCUGCAUCUCUCUGUCAAGGAACUGGAGAAAAUUUUGGACAGUUGCAAAGUGGAGUUGACCCAAGUAGACGAAGUGUGGCCUAACCUUUAUAUUGGAAAUGUAGCAAUAGCCCAGGACAGGGGUGCAUUACAGAGCAUGGGUAUCACACAUGUAUUAAAUGCUGCACAUUCCAAACAGGGAAGCUUUGGCCACCAAAGCUUCUAUGGCAAGAAGAUAAAGUAUUAUGGCAUAGCUGCAGAGGAUUCCCCUGAAUUUGAUCUGAGUAUCUACUUCAAGAGUGCAGCUCAAUUUAUACACAAAGGACUGAAAAAAAAAGAUGGAAAGGUCUUAGUGCACUGCAUUCUGGGAAUGAGCAGAUCUGCCUCCUUGGUAUUGGCCUACCUCAUGCUAUAUCAUCAUCUCUCACUAGAGGACGUCAUCCGCAAAGUUAUUCAAACCAGAGCAAUUUAUCCAAACAGGAGUUUUCUAAAGCAGUUACUAGAUCUGGAUAUCCAGUUACAAAGCAAAUUAAGAAUGUGUCAGCUUCUUUAGUGACAACAUGUGGAAAAGAAGGAAAAGCAGUUCCUUUUAAUAAAUAUCUGUGGAAUAUUCCACUAGAUCUGAGUGUUACUGUAUUUUUUCCCUGUCAUAUAUAUCAUUUCCUCCAAGACAUGCAUACUAUACUAACAACCUGUUUCAGUCAUUAUAAAGGAUGGGACUGAGUAUUAUUUAUAGCGCAGGCUCAUAUUUACUUAUGGCUUUGCUAUACACUAAUGUGCACUGAGUCACAAUUAACCCACUACUGGACAGUUUCUGGGAAAAAAGUAAAAUAUUCAUGUAACUAAAUACAAAUCUGUGUUUCAUGUUUAAAAUAAUAACAUACAAGUUAGAUACCAUUAUAUUAUAAUACCAGAGUAUUACCCUGAAGCAAGUUAUGCAAUAGCAGGCCAAGAAUGGCAAAGUAUAGAACUAAAGAUGAACUGGUAAAGGAUAUCCAUCCAGCAGUACACUAUGUAACUCAUAUGUAACUUGCAAGACUGGACACCGUGCUACAGGGUUCAAGUAUGUGUUGCAGUGGUGCUGGGUGACAGCAGCUUUCCAUUUUUAAACAAGAAGAAAAUUCUGUUUCUGUUCACAUUGUAUUAGCCAGUUAUGACAUUUUAACUGAAUAGUACAGGUUACAUUACAACAUACAAUCAAAUGUCUGAUAAUUUCAAAUUACAUUGUUUUGAAACCAUUGUAUAUAUUAAUAGUUAUACUGUAGCUUUUAACAUAUGGAACUUGUAUGUACAGUAUAUAAUAGCUCCAUUCUAUGAUUUAAUGUUUUUGGGUGAAAGCAACUUGCAAAAUGCACUUCAUUCUACAAACUUUUUUUUUAUUUGAUUGUUUGAGAAUGGUAUUUAAAACACAUUAUCCACUAUUUUACCAAAUGUUUCUUUUGAAAUGUUGUAUGUUAUGAACCUGCUUAUCACUGGAGCCAACCUGGAAUAUGGGAACACAUCUAUUUUCCAGAUAUGAAGAGUGCAUUUGCACAAUGAACAACACUUCAUAGAAAUCCCAUGUGGUAGUUAUAGUUGCAUGGCCAUGACAGCUUAUCUAAGUGGACGUUGUAGAUUUGGAUUCACGUAGUCUUCAUAUUAGCAAGGUUUAAAUGGUUCAGUUCCAAAAUGUCUUUCUUAUUAAAAAAUAAAAUGUUUUGAUAUUCA